AUGAAAACAUUAACUUCAAUUACGAAAAAUAUAGUCCUAACCACGAAAAAAAGGGUUGGCCCUGCAAUUCCCUCUGUUAAAACAAAGAAGAAAGAUGUAGUUAAGAACAAAACAAUUCAAAGCACAAACAAAAAAUCAAUAUCGAUAUAUAAAUGGAAUGACCUAAAUAAAUCAAUAAACAAAGUUUAUAGAUACCCAACAGAUGGUGAAAUUAAUGAAGCAAAUUAUUUUUUUAAUAGUAGUAAGGUAGACUUUGCUUGGGCAAAUUCAGAUCCUGAUAAAUUAUUUUCUUUAAUAGACAGAAUUAAGCACCCUAAACCAGAAGUACUCUUCUUAGGUCGUUCUAACAGUGGUAAAUCUACACUUUUGAAUAAUAUUGUGACAAACUUACAUUCUAAUAGUUUAGAUCGAGUAGCAAAAGUUUCUAAAAAGACAGGUUUUACUAAGACUUUGAAUUGCUUUACUAUUGGAAAUAAAUUAAAUAUUAUUGAUACCCCAGGUUAUGGACAAAAUAGUAGUGUCGAUCAAGGUGAUUUAGUAAUGAAGUAUCUUAAACAGCAAAAAGCACUCUGUAGAGUGUUUCUGUUGAUUUCAGCUGAGAAAAGUAUCAAUAAGUGGGAUAGUAGUAUGAUAGAUUUUUUGUCGACGAAUAGAAUAGCUUAUGAUCUUGUAUUUACGAAAAUUGAUAAGAUUAAGCAUCUUGACUCAUUCAAAAAAGAAUUGAAAGAUCAACGAUUGGAUGAGUUGCCAAUUUUCCCUAGGUUAAUAUUAACUAAUUCAGAAACAAACAAAAAAUGCUUAAAACGGUACGGUGUUGAUUUUUUACGAUCAGUAAUAUUAGAAAGCUGUAAUUUAAGUAAGAAGAAAUUGUAA
Molecule: messenger RNA, 873 nt
Organism: Henningerozyma blattae CBS 6284
Lineage: Eukaryota; Fungi; Ascomycota; Saccharomycetes; Saccharomycetales; Saccharomycetaceae
Gene: MRX8
Product: translation initiation/elongation factor MRX8
Exons: 1
Coding region: 1-873 (290 amino acids)
Cellular component (GO): mitochondrion
Molecular function (GO): GTP binding
Source: RefSeq, a predicted model, not a curated record